UUGGAAAGCAGUGUUUGAUGCUUAAUUACUCUUCCAGUAAUUUUCAUGAAUCGACUCAACUAGCUCUUUUUGAAGACUAUUUUGCCAAGUUGAUGGUUGAUGGGAAACCGAUAAAUCUAAGAUUGAGGGUUCCGCCAGGACAAGAGUAUUACGACCGACUGAGACAGCUGGUGUAUCCACAAACUAACGUCUGCUUGAUCUGUUUCUCAUUAGUCAGUCCAGCCAGUUUUGAAAGUGUCCGUUCAAAGUGGUAUCCCGAUAUGAGCCAUCACUGUCCCAACACGCCAAUCAUCCUCGUUGGGACGAAGCUGGAUCUGCGAGAAGACAAAGACAUUGUAAAGAAAUUGCUCACGAAGAAGUUGUCGCCAAUCACCUACCAACAGGGCCGGGCGAUGGCCAAGAAAUUACAUAUUGCCAAAUACCUGGAGUGCUCUGCCAAGACGCAGGAAGGUGUGACGAAAGUAUUUGACGAAGCAGUACGGGUCGCCCUCUCUCCCAGACCACAACAGAAACCUUAUAAGACCUGUAGAAUUUUGUAAGAAAAGCAUUUUAGGGCUAACAGUUAAAAUGCUGUUUGAUUAAUUUCACAUGUACUAAAUGCUGUUUGAUUAAUUACACAUGUACUAAAGUAUGUAUUCUGCUCGUGUUGUUGUCAAUUUUGAUAGUACCUGCGGAAUAUCACGUGGGUUUAAACUUAAAUGAAAUAAAAGAAACAAUAAAAACGA
This is a messenger RNA of Gigantopelta aegis, 725 nucleotides long. Its product is annotated as ras-related C3 botulinum toxin substrate 1-like. The record is from RefSeq and is a predicted model, not a curated record. Bases 18 to 539 code for a protein of 173 amino acids. Lineage: Eukaryota; Metazoa; Mollusca; Gastropoda; Neomphalida; Peltospiridae. Gene Ontology annotation, biological process: small GTPase-mediated signal transduction. The transcript is spliced from 4 exons. Gene Ontology annotation, molecular function: GTPase activity; GTP binding.